Messenger RNA from Cinara cedri, 7673 nucleotides. The record is from the annotation of a GenBank genome assembly. Lineage: Eukaryota; Metazoa; Arthropoda; Insecta; Hemiptera; Aphididae.
AUGUGGGAGUUCCAUAAAGACGUGUAUACAUUAUUUGUGGAUUUCAAGAAAGCCUACGACUCUAUCCACAGGGAAAGCUUAAUCAAUAUUCUUAGGAAAUUUAAGUUUCCAAAAAAGCUAGUUAAUCUUGUAGAGGCAAGUAUAAAUGGAACAAAGAUUAAAGUAAAGCUAGCAAAUACGUUGUCACAGCCAGUGGAAGUGGUGACAGGCUUAAGACAAGGAGAUGCGCUUUCUCCUGUACUAUUUAACUUAGUGUUGGGGAAGAUAGUAAGAGAAAUCAAUUUAUGUGAAGGGGUUGAGUUAGGUCGAUCGACAAUUAAUAUUCUGGUAUAUGCGGAUGAUAUCUCUCUAUUGGGAAGGAGUAGAGAUGAUAAUAAAAAUGGUAAAAUCACUUAUAAAGGCUGCGGAGAAAGUAGGACUAAGGAUUAAUGAAGAAAAAACAGAGUACAUGGUGGUCAGUCGGAGAAAUGGGAAUCAGGUACAAAAAUAAUUCAUUGAAGUGGAAGAAUACAAAUUUAAAAGAAUGGACCAAUUCAAAUACUUUCAAAAGAAAAGGGUCAAUUAUAACUCAAGAUAACGACAUUAAAACAGAAAUUUCAAUGAGAUUACAAUCAGCUAAUAAAUGUUUCUUUGGACUUAGUAAAAUUUUUAGAUCAAGAGCAAUCUCUAAGAAUUUAAAAGUUAGAAUGUACUUAACUUUGCUAAGGCCAAUUGUCCUGUACGGAGCAGAAACAUGGCCUCUGAGAAAGACUGAAGAACGAAGAAUUGCAGUAUUUGAGAGAAAAGUACUCAGGAGAAUUUAUGGGGCAUACUUUGAUGUUCUCACAAAUGAAUGGAGGAAAUUACACAAUGAAGAACUGCAAUCCCUUUUUCAACGACCGGAUAUACUGAAAGAGAUAAAAAAAAGAAGGCUAGUUUGGGCUGGACAUGCCUGGAGGAAACAUGACUCAUUAAUAAGAAGAGUAAUAGAGAAAAACCCAGUAGGGAGGAGACCUCUUGGAAGACCGCGUCUAAGAUGGGAGGAUUGCGUUAGGAGAGACACUGAAACAGUGGAGCCGGAGUGUCAUUGGCAAGAAGUAGCAGAGGAUAGGGAUAGGUGGCAGUAUGUUUAUCUAGAGGUAUGGUCUUGAAUGGCCGAAACCAAGAAAGAAGAAGAAGAAGGUNAAAAAAAAAAAAAAAAAAAAAAAAAUGUUGAACUGAAGCUAACUGACGUAUAUUUAAAUUUUAAUCGAAAUGAAAACAUUGAAAUAAAAAAUAUUUUUGAUCAAACCGCUUGCGAAAGGCUGCUUAAAAUAAAAGUAUUUUGGACUUGGUCAUCUAAAUUUUAUUAUUAUUAUUAUUACUUUUGUUCUUCAUAUUAUCAUUAUUUUAAUUAUUAUUUAUUUAAUUGGAAAAAAAUAAAUUUAACUCUUAAAUUGUACUGUUUUACUGCAUUUGUACAAUAUAUCUACAGUUUUCUAAGCUAAUAUAAGUUGAAACUACAUCAGAAAUAACGGUUUUAAGUGGUGAAUUAGUAGUGAAAGCAGUGAUAUUCAAGAGUAAAAAUUGUUCGCUUCCCCUCUUCAUAAAAUUGACCCGAAUACGCCCCUGAGUAAUACUAUUAACCGAUCUCCGCUCAGAAUCGUUUUUUGUUAGUAAUGCUUAAAUUUACUUAGAUACAGAUAUAUAUUAAAUUUCCCUCAAUAUCUCUUCUAUUCUUCUCCAAAUUCUCUUCUAUAACAGUGGCCCACCCAUCGUGCGAAGUAUGUCCGUCUUUUUUUUUAUCAAUCAUUAAUAUUAAAUUUAAUUAUUUCGUCUAGCCCUCCAUCCUCCCAUAUCUAAGGUCUGGAGACGCCCCUGAUGCGAAAUGGAAUAAAAGAAAAACAAAUGUUCCCCAUACUGCUGUUAGAUUUUUUUCCAAAUAUCAAAAUCCUCUUACAAUUAUUGGCUACGCUCCCAGUAUUAACAGCAACUGCUGAAAGGUUAUUCUCUAACUUAAGGAGAUUAAAAAAUUACAUGCGCAUAACAAUGACCGAGGCUAGGCCGAACGGCUUAGUUUUAUGAAAUGUUCAUACAGACAUAUAGAUUGACUUAGUUAUAAAUGAAUUUUCUAUAAAAAAAAAUAAUAAUAAAGAGGACCGGUAAAUUUAAAUUAUAAAUGUAAACUAUUCAAAUUUCAAAACUCAUACUGCAUUGUAUUAUGUAACUACAUAUGAAAAAUAAAAAUAAAAUGAUUAUUUAUCUUUAGGUACAAUUAUGUAUCUUAAUUAAUAAUUAUAUGCCGAACUGUUUAUGUAAUACAUCCAAAUAAAAUGCACAUUGCAAGACUAAUUUUCUUCAGCUGUUUAAACUUCAAAUUAUUAAUUUUUUUUCAUAAUAACUAAUAAGUAGGUACCUUAGGACCAUUAUACGUAAACUAGUACCCACCAUAAAAAAAAUCUUAGAUCCGCCUCUGUUUUGACGGUAAUCUAAAAUUUUAACUUUUUUGCGAAGCGAUAACCGCUUGAGUACCUACGUUUUAACGAACUUAUCGCGUCGAAAACUGUCACUAAUUACCGAAUUACAAAAAUACGAAAUGCGCAAAACAUUAGUCAUUAAAAUAUUGAUACUUUCGUCAUACUUUAUGGUCGUUAUCCAUCGUAAUCUUAUCUUAUCGUCCCAUAACGACUUAAAUAAACGAGUUCGUUAUCGUUAUAUAACUUCUAUUAGCGAGAGCUCAUUUCUCUACUGUCGUUUUGACAUAAUUUUUAAAUUAAUAUUAAAAUAAUUAUCCGUUAUCCGGAAGUUUUCCCAUUGAAAUGCAAUGAAAAUUUCCCCGUUCCAAAAAAAUUGUCCGCUAUUGGAAGGUGUCCGUUGGGGAGGUUUAAUUGCAUAUUUACAUACAGGUAUAGGUAUACUUACCGUCACUACGCGUAUCUGGUUUCAAAGUUUUGACUCCGCCCCGUAAAGCUGUACACAUUUACUUUUGAAAGUCUUGUUUUGUUAAACUAUUUUGUUGACACUCGAAUAAUUUAAAUUUAUUGCGAGAAGAAAAGAACAAUAUGCGAGAAUAUAAUAUGUCGGUAUUAUCGUAACGGCUGUUCAACGGAAACUAUAAUUAGUAAUUACUAAGGUUUGAAGUUUCGAAUGUUUUGAUUGGUCUGAUGAUUAUUGAUAAGACUCUAACCGUGUCGAUACGUGUUUCGGCUACGGGAAAAUAUAUUGCUGUGAAACGUUAAGUAUCUAUACCUAAUUCAAGUUGUGAUAAAUUGUUGAUAACGUGAAUGCAAGUGAGCGAAUUUUAAAGUUUUCAGUUAUUUUUGCAUAUCCAAACAAUUUGUAUCCACACACACACACACACACACACGUUCGAAAAUUAUAAAUGCAAUGCUGCGGUUUUUACGGUUUUCAUCAAAAUUUGAAAUUAACAUUUAUAAAAAAAAUAUUGAAUAUUAAAUCAUGGUUUUUCCAUGUGCAUAUAUUUUUUUCUGUCUGUAAAUAAGUUUUCUACAAGAAAUUAUAGUGAUUUGAAAACAAAUGCAUUUUUUGUGCUCCUUGAGGCCCGCCGGGGUCAAUCGCUCGCUCGGACUGUUUUAAACGGAAAAAAAUCUCGAUUUGUUAAGCAAAACCACGUCGGGUUGGUGAUAGAAGGAAAAUAAAUGACAAAAAUAUGGUGGUAAACUGAUAUGUUGGCAAGGGCGUCCAUGAAGGGGAACACUUUAUUUUUUCAAUAAUGUAUUUAUUUUAUUGUUAACUUAUUAACUGCUAUAUAUAAGUUUAUGUAGCGUAAUAUUAUAUGACUAUUCCUAUUUCCUACAAUAAUACCUAUUUAACACAACUCAUAACUAUAAUAAAUAAAUGUAUAAUAGUCACGGAAAAGCCAAGGGAGGAUAUGUCCUCUCCUUGGCACUCCUUAAUGGACGCCCAUGUAUGUUGGCCUUUCCAGUGUUGAAACCCGAUACUUACCACAGGUUUCUCAUAUGCCACGAUAUAAAGAAGAAUAUUAAACGAAUGUAUGCUAUUUAACCAAAAUUGUAAAAUCAACAAACUUCAAAUGACUAUAACUUUGAAACUAAUGGUCUACGGCAAUUUUCAUGUGUACUGUCAUUUUCAUUGUUAAAAAGUACCUUAUACAUUAAAAAAAAAAAAAUUUUAAUUUAAUGUGCCCUAUAGAUUAGAAAUGAGUAUAAGUACCUACCCAAUUUAAUAUUCAAAAUAUACGCACGAUUAAUUAACUAAUUUUUACUAUAAGAUACUAAAAUUAAUUUACUAAUAUAAUAUCUAAAAUGCGUAUAAUGGUUGAAACUAACAUAUUUUAUCCAGUAUCUAUGUUCUUACUGCCUAAUAGAUUAUUAGAUCUGGCACAUUGGCCACUUACAUACAAAACAUGAGCACGCGUUAUCCAACAUGAAUAAAGGUAAUAUGGAUCUACACAAUUAUUUUGUGUCUUGUAACGACGAGUUAUGAUAAUCAUAUAAUAUAUUAUAGUAGAUAUUGUCUGUUGUUCGUAUGUCUGUGGUUUUAACUUUUGUACUCAAUCGACUUUUAAACAAAAAUCAAUUAAAUGUAAGUACCUAUCUAUGGGUUAAAUUUAUGAUCUAUGUCCUGUGAUGCAAAUACAACUUAUAAUCUGUGGAAGCACGUACCUAUAUUAUUUGUGUAUAACCUCCUUGCCGUCCGUGUGUAGUUUAACAUUUUAGGUUAAGUAGUACAAAAGUAUCCAAGAAAAUAAAAUAAAACAACACUAUAAAAUUACUCAAUCUGUGCUUUCUAAUUGUAAACUAAACAAUAAAAAUUGUAUGUUUUAUAUCGAAUCUUCAAAAUGGUAAGUGAUAUAUAAUAUAACAAUGUAACUAUUGUUUUAUAAAUAAUAUAAUUGCUGGUCACAGUUUUUCGAAUGUUUACUCUCGUUAAAAUAACGCCAAAAAACACUUGAUACCGUUAAGAUUGAGAAGUUGUCCUGUAAAAUAUCUAGAAGUCAAUUUUUUAUACAGGUAUUUUUCAAUAGGUAUACUCCAAUUUGCAAUUGGUACUUAAUAGGAAUUUUGGAGUUUAAUGAUAGUUCUGACCCAAACUUGUUCGGGGCGUGUGAUUGAUUGAUACUAUUUUUUUAAAUCUUUGUGUGGCUACACUUUUUGUAUAACCCGUUUAAGUGAUAUUCUUCUUUUAAAUUUGUCGUUUUAUGGGUUGGUAAGUAGAUAGAGAGUAACUCAGUAGUAAAGCACUACUUUUUAUUUAUUUGAAUUAAUCAAGAUAGGUGUGAUUUGUAUUAAUUAAUUUAUGUUUUAGCUUUGAUGCAUAACUGAGACAGUAUUGUUUUUACAAUGAAAUGUAUUUAUUUAGAUAUUUUCUAGUUGAACUAAAAUAUAUUUAAUAAUUAAUAUUUUAAUAUUAAUACAGAAUUGAAAUUCCAAUACAAUAUUAGGUGCCUACAUAUUACAUACAAGAAUUAAAAGUUAAUGAAUAUUAGCUGAAAUCUAUAUAGUGAAUAUUGAAUAAUAUUAUAAUAAAAGAAUAUUUAAUAUUAGAAUAAUAUUGCUUAGUUUAUAUGUAUUUGUAUGUUUUGGUCUUUAUAUAGUUUUAUCUGUGAUGUAUUUAUUAUAAAAUGUUUUAUACACGUAUAUAUAUCCAACGCUGAUAUUUAACUAUGAGAAAAAAGACUAAAAAUUAUAUCAGGCAUUGAAAAUAUAAGUAGGUUGAGACAGAAUUACUAACAAAAUAAAUAAGUACUUAUUAUAAUAUGUGAUAUUUUUAAUAAUAAAUAAUAAUAAAAUAAUACAAAUAACAUUAAAUAUUGAAAGUUUAAUAAUGAUCAAUAAAAUAUUAUUUCCUUAAAACUUUACCAUGGAUCAAAAUAUAUUUGUUAUAGGUAUCACAUUUCAUUAGUAAAUACAACUUUCAAAAAUUAUUGGUCAGUUUGUGAUAUUUGGGUAAUUUCAUUUUGUAUGAAAUUUUGUACUUCAAUCACAGUAGACAUAUUUAUUUAUUUCAAGUGUAUGGACUGUAAGUCCUAUUACAUUAUGGUAAUGUAAAGCACAAUUACAAAUUGCAUUAAAAAUAUUUUUAACUGAGAGAGAAAAAAAUUGAUCUUAAUUUACAAUUUAAAUAUACUAAAUUUAAGAACCACUAAUAAUAAUUAAGUACAAAUUUAUUACCUGCAAUCAUUAGAAGAUUGGCAGGGUAAUUCAUGAUAUAGUUCUUAUUGGAAAACAUUUAUCAAAACAUUUACGAUCUUGUGUAUUGAUUGAUAGAAUUUAAUUUAAAACUGAUUAAAAAUAGGCAAUCAGUAUAACCUAUUAUUAAGUAAUGUUCAAAUUUAAAGAGUAAUAUCUAUAUAUUUUAACUCACAAAUAAGCCUAGGAAUAUUAAAUCUGUGAGAAAUGAAAUGUAAAAGAAUUAUUUUGUACUAACUUAAUAGUAUUGUUCUGUUUAACUGUAUUAAUAAUCAAAAUUAGAGGGCAAUAUUUGCGAUUUGAAUGAAAAAUAAGAGAGCAUUAAAGUGUGUUUUCAGUUAGGUCAUUAAAUAAUUGACAUGUUCUUCUUACAUUUCUUGAUAUUUAGAGAAUGACAAUUAUUUGUUGACCAUUAUUAUAUAUUAUAUAAUAGAAAAUUAUAAUUUGUAUAAUUUUUAAAAAAAAAAAACAUUUUUGUCAUUAAUAUUAUUUUGUAUGUUUACCUAUAAUAAAACAUUUGUUAUAAUUAUUGUUGGUUGCUCUAAAAAGUUUUUACAGUGUACCUAUUUAUUUUAAUACAUUUUUUUUUUAUGGACAAGUAUUUCUUACACUCAUAAUUAGUAUUUAAAUUCAUUAUUUUUUGAAGGAUUUAAUUAAAGGCAGUUGGGCGGAUGAGGUCGAGAACCAUAUUGAAAAGACAACAUUGCCAGAAACAAAAACUGAACACAUUGGAAACACUAAGAUUAUUACAGAAUAUCGAUGGAACAAAGAUAAUAAAAAGGAAAAAGUUGUACGUAUGUAUAAGAUAGAGAAACGUUUUGUGUCCAAGACAGUAGCAGAACGAAAAACAUGGCUUAAAUUUGGAGAUUCGCGUAACGAUAAGCCUGGGCCUAAUAUUGCAACUACCAUACCCGCUGAAGAAAUACUGAUGCAGUUCUUAUCAGGCAAAGAUGGUGAAAAUGUUGAAGAAAAUAUUUUAGACAGAUUAAAGAGUACAAAUAUGAAUAUUAAGUGUCGUACUUGUGGUGGUGAGCAUUGGUCUUUUUCAUGUCAUCUCAGAGACACUGGAUUAAUAGUUGAAGAUAAGAAACUAGUACAGGAGAAAGUGGCUGAACCAGAAAAGAAUACAAGUACCAACAGGUUUGAUUUAAAUUGUAUACAUUUAAAUAUUGUUUGUUUUAAUAUAUUUUAUUAAUUUUUAGACCAUAUAUUCCACCUUCAGCACGAGAAGGCGCUAUGGAUGUGGCAGGUAAACGAGAUCCAUACGCACGUACUUAUGAUGAUGUACCAGCUAUUCGUAUUGAAAAUUUAUCUGAGAGUACAUCUGAGACUGAUUUGAAUGAAUUGGUUUCGCAAUUUGGACCAAUUGCUAGAAUAUUCUUGGCUUCCAACAAGGUUACUGGAGAGUGUAGAGGUUAUGCGUUUGUUAAUUUCAAAUCCAAAAUGGAUGCCGAAAAAGCAAUCAAGUCUUUACAUGGCUACGGUUAUGAUCAUUUAAUAUUAAAUGUUGAUUGGUCAACAAACAGCUAUAAAAAUGCCUAA